GUCUAAGGUUAAUGUUUGUGACAUGGACACAAUAGAUUUAGUGAAUCUAGGAGUUGUUGCCCUUUCUUUUUAGUGAGACUGACUUGAGUUGUCUCCCUUUGGCUGAUAAUGGACUGGUUACUUCCCUUGGAAUUCUAAGAGAAUGGAAUUCUACAGAGUUAUCUGCCUUGGCCACAAGAUACAUGGGUGUUAAAAGUUUAUCUAACCUUGCAACUGUGACAUCUGAAGACAUCACAAUGCUUGGAUCAAUCUUGUGUGGUUUUACUGCCAGUCAGCUUGGUACUUUACCAGCUGCAGAAAUUGGUAAAAGUGGAGUACAUAUUGGUGAGCUAAAAGAAUGUACUAUAGAGCAGUUAUCACAACUUGAACAGUUGUCUACCAAUGUAGAUGCUAAUGGACCAGUGAGCACACUUGAAGCUUCAACAGUUAAAGAUCUGGGAUAUGUUACUGCUGGACUGUCUGCAACUGAGACAGAAAAACUUUCAUGGGAAGUAACAGAGAAACCUGAAGUAGAUGUCACACAAACAACACCAUUUGUGGCGAUGUCAACAGUGGAAUUAAAAUCAUUCGCAGCAGAAGCAGGUACAAAUGGCAGCGGUGGUAGCUUAGCCAUAGGAUUGUUCACACAAAUGUUUGCUAGACUUAGUGUCGCCCUGCUGCUGGUCCUCCUGAUUUGAAGCAGAUGGUCACAUGACCAUUGGACUAUAUUUACUCCUGUUCUGAAAUGGAUAUUUAUUUCAGAUAUAUAAAGUCACAUUCAAUGUCUCAGUUCGUUCAUUUAUUCCUUAUUUAUUUAUUCAUUCAUUUAUAUGUAAUGCUUUGUUUAUUUAAUUGUUUAUACAUGUUCAGAAAUGAAUACAGUUUAGGUUGCGAAAACAAUGUUCUGAGUUCAAUUGUUGUUUCGAAUUAUGCUUAUAAAAUGAAUAUUGGUUAAGAAAACAGUCUAGAAUGAACUUUUAUGACAAGUGUUACCAAGGCAACAAAUACAAAAGGAAAACGA
Molecule: messenger RNA, 1000 nt
Organism: Ruditapes philippinarum (Manila clam)
Lineage: Eukaryota; Metazoa; Mollusca; Bivalvia; Venerida; Veneridae
Exons: 6
Coding region: 183-677 (164 amino acids)
Biological process (GO): cell-matrix adhesion
Cellular component (GO): cell surface
Source: RefSeq, a predicted model, not a curated record